CGCUCAAUGAUUAGCUCUCUGCUCCCUCCCUUCCCCCCCAAAAAAAAAAAAACCCCCUUCUCUCCUCUUCUCUCCUCUUCUCUCCUCUCCUCUCUCCACCUAGUUCUUGCUUCACUUUUCAUCUUUGCCGUCAUACCCAAAUCUUCCUGCGAUUGUCUCGCGGAGUAAAGGGGUCGAAUUGGUUAACGGCGUAUGUCUAAUUCGGAGGGGACGACGACCAACGGAGCAGCAAUAAUGGACACUCAGAGGCAACAGGCGCCGGGGAACGGGGCCUUAGCUGUCAAGAAGCCACCAUCCAAGGACCGUCAUAGCAAGGUCGAUGGCCGGGGACGCAGAAUCAGGAUGCCCAUCAUUUGCGCCGCCCGGGUGUUCCAGCUCACUCGGGAACUUGGUCAUAAAUCCGACGGUCAGACAAUUGAGUGGCUUCUCCGCCAGGCUGAGCCCUCCAUCAUAGCCGCCACUGGAACGGGUACCACUCCGGCUAGUUUCUCAGCGAUGUCGGUGUCUGUUCGAGGGGGUGCAAACUCUGCGUCUUUAUCAUCGGCGACUUCUUCUUCGGGUUUGGAUCAUAAGCCGCUCCUGGGUCCCGCGCCCUUCAUUCUCGGCAAGCGCGUCAGGGCAGAGGACGAAGGCGCUGGCAAGGACGAUACUGGUGGAGUCACGGUGGGGCCCGGAGUGGGGUCGAUUGUGGGACCAUCUGGAGCGCCUACCGGUGGAUUUUGGGCUGUUCCGGCUAGGCCGGACUUUGGUCAAGUAUGGAGCUUUGCCCCACAGCCACCUCCAGAAAUGGUAGUACACUCGGCAGCCGUGGCGGCGCAGCAGCAAUCAGCUGCUGCUUUGUUCGUUCAGCAGCAGCAGGCGAUGGGAGAGGCGUCUGCGGCGAGGGUCGGGAAUUACAUGCCGGGACAUCUGAAUUUGUUAGCUUCCUUGUCAGGUGCUCCAGGGAGCUCCGGUCGGAGAGAGGAGGAUCCGCGUUGAAUUUGGCGGUGAUAUUACCAGAGGUGGUUCUGGGGUAUAUAUCUAUAGAUUCUAUAAAUAUUUGUCUACUGCUGUUGUUGAUUGUGUGUGUGGGUGUGGGAGAGAAUUUAGGGUUAGGCAGCCUAGGGGUUUGGAAAAUUUGGAGUGAAUUCAAAUUAGGGUUUUUCUUAGUACUUUGCUUGAAGAUUCAUUAGGGUUUUAGGAGAUCAAAUUGUUAGCUCUUGUUGGAGGAGAGGAAGUCAAGAAUUAUGGCUUGGCUGAAGUUGCUGAAUUUUGAGAUUGCCAUAAUUGGGGCAAUUCAAGUUUGUUAAAAAUUUUGACAAAUUGGAGUAUUAUUGCUCUGUUUGUGGGCUUUCUCUUCCUUGUGGAAAUAAAUGGUUAUGUUCCAGGUGAGAUGUUUAUAGAGAACGAAUUGCAAUUGUGGGUUGGAAGAAUUGAAUUGAGUUUCAGGUCUGAUCCAAUUGCUGCAUACAUGUUCCAUCUUGGUGAAUUCUAUUAACAUAAUGGGGCUUGCAAUCAUUGUGUGAAUGUGCCAUCGGUUAAACCAAUUGUGAAUUCUGCUUGGUAUAUGUGUAGUUGGAGUUCUUGUUGGGCAACCCAAAUGCAGAAAAAUUGCUACUUCUGCUUGGUGAUCAUGCUUAUCUUGAUCCUGGUGCGGAUUUCCAAUAGUAUGUCUUUAGCUUGACAUUGAGAAUCAUGGUGGUUUUGAAAUGCAUAGCUCCUGAUAUGCCACGGUCUAGGGCUUUCUUGACUCUCAGCUUCUAUGUUGGUCUAAUCAUCUCAAAGGAGACUAGUGUGUGAAACAUAAAAGCUACGUUCUUCUCAGUAAGACCUCUGUUUUGGAAAAACUUUAGCUGUAUUCUUAGCCAUUUCUUACAUUUAUCAGCGUGCAAAUAAUGUGUUUCUCAUGUAUGCAAGUCGAUUUGUUUGGGUUCCUGUCGUGUGAAUAAAAAAACCUAUCUGUUUUU
Molecule: messenger RNA, 1946 nt
Organism: Rubroshorea leprosula
Lineage: Eukaryota; Viridiplantae; Streptophyta; Magnoliopsida; Malvales; Dipterocarpaceae
Source: the annotation of a GenBank genome assembly